Talpa occidentalis (Iberian mole) is the source of this 2891-nucleotide messenger RNA. It is a transcript of the gene TRIM45, whose product is annotated as tripartite motif containing 45. The coding region runs from base 231 to 1973 and encodes 580 amino acids. Gene Ontology annotation, cellular component: nucleoplasm; chromatin. Gene Ontology annotation, molecular function: protein binding; ubiquitin-protein transferase activity; zinc ion binding. Gene Ontology annotation, biological process: positive regulation of DNA-templated transcription. The transcript has 6 exons. The record is from RefSeq and is a predicted model, not a curated record. NCBI's taxonomy places the organism in Eukaryota, Metazoa, Chordata, Mammalia, Eulipotyphla, Talpidae.
CCUGGGGGGACGGGGGGGCGUGCGCGUCUGGUAUGGGAAGCCGCGGAGAGGGGACCCUCCUGAGCAGAUCUGCGGGUGGUUCCCUUUCGCCCUUUGAUUUGCCCGCGAGAGAGCUCCCAUGGUCUCUGCUCGAGCUCUGGAAACGUCCUCUCCGGGGGGGCUUAAUCACGGCUACUUCAUUAUAGAAGCACCCCUGGCCUUUUCUGAUACUGGGCGCGAGCGCGGGGAGCAUGUCCGAGAGCAGGAAGCCGCUGCUGGCCUUCAUGGGCAAGCUCCCCGGUGGGACCGCACCCGGGAGCUCGGGCAAGACUCACUGCCCUUUGUGCAUGGGGCUUUUCAAGGCCCCCAGGCUCUUGCCCUGCUUGCACACAGUGUGCACCAAGUGUCUGGAGCAGCUGGAGCCCUUCUCGGUAGUGGACAUGCGAGGGGGAGACUCGGACACGAGCUCGGAGGGGUCCAUAUUCCAGGACGUCAAGCCACCCGCGCUAAAGCCGCAGAUCGGCAUCCUCUGUCCGGUAUGUGACGCUCAGGUGGACCUGCCCAAGGGUGGCGUGAAGGCUCUAACCAUAGACCACCUGGCCAUGAAUGACGUGAUGCUGGAGAGCCUGCGUGGGGAAGGCCAGGGCCUGGUGUGUGACCUGUGCAGCGACAGGGAGGUGGAGAAGAGGUGUCAGACCUGCAAAGCCAAUCUCUGCCACUUCUGCUGCCAGGCUCAUAGGCGGCAGAAGAAAACGACUUACCACACCAUGGUGGACCUGAAAGAUUUAAAAGGCUACAGCCGGGUUGGGAAGCCCAUCCUGUGCCCUGCACACCCCGCGGAGGAGCUGAGGUUGUUCUGUGAGCUCUGCGACCAGCCCGUGUGCCGGGACUGCGUGGUGGGUGAGCACCGGGAACACCCCUAUGACUUCACCAGCAAUGUCAUCCACAAGCACGGGGACACGGUGCGGGAGCUCCUCAAAGACACCCAACCCCACGUGGAGGCCCUCGAGGAAGCGCUGGCACAGAUCAAAGGGACAAACAGUGCCCUCCAGGAGCGAGUGGAGGCCGUGGCAGCCGACGUCCGCACCUUCUCUGAAGGCUACAUCAAGGCCAUUGAAGAACAUCGGGACAAGCUGCUGCAGCAGCUGGAAGGCAUACGGAUCCAAAAGGAGAACUCGCUGCAGCUGCAGAAGGCACAGCUGGAGCAGCUGCUGGCAGACAUGCGGACCGGAGUGGAGUUCACCGAGCACCUGCUGACCAGUGGCUCAGACUUGGAGAUCCUCAUCACCAAGGGGGUGGUGGUAGAGCGGCUCACUAAGCUGAACAAAGUUGAAUACAGCACCCAGACGGGAGUGAACGAUAAGAUAUGCUUCUCCCCCCAGGAGAAAGCAGGCCGGUGCCGAGGCUAUGAAGUUUACGGAGCCAUCAAUACCAAAGUGGUCGACCCAGCCAAGUGUGUCCUCCAAGGAGAAGAUCUCCACAGAGCCCGGGAGAAACAGACAGCCUCUUUCACCCUGUUUUGCAAGGAUGCAGCAGGAGAGAGCAUGGGCAAAGGGGGCGACAACAUCCAAGUCACAGUUGUCCCUAAAGAUAAGAAAGACAGUCCGGUGAGAACAAUGGUCCAUGACAACAAGGACGGCACGUACUACGUCUCCUAUACCCCCAAGGACCCCGGUGUCUACACUGUGUUGGUCUGUGUCAAAGAACAGCACGUGCAGGGCUCGCCGUUCACCGUGACCGUGAGGAAGAAGCACCGCCCUCACCCGGGUGUGUUUCACUGCUGCACGUUCUGCUCCAGCGGAGGCCAGAAGACCGCGCGCUGCGCCUGCGGGGGCACCAUGCCAGGUGGCUACCUUGGCUGUGGCCAUGGACACAAAGGCCACCCGGGCCGCCCCCACUGGUCGUGCUGCGGCAAGUUUACCGAGAAGUCGGAAUGCACGUGGGCCGGGGGGCAGAGCGCCGCGAGGAGUCUGCUCAGAACCGUGGCCCUGUGACGCAUCCCGAGCCCCGGCCUGUGAAAGCCGCAGCCUGCGUGACACCGGACCACCAGAGGGCCCCAGACCUUGACAAAUCCCGGAGACUGAGAGAAUUAAAACAAAGUGCCUUAUCGUCUACUCACCGGUUCAAGUGCGUUUUUGUGAGUCACUCACUGACUGCAGGGGCCAGUGGUUGAGCGCGAGACCCCACCACAGCUCUCGGAGCAGCGAGCCGGCAAGGUCCUUUUCAUGCCAAGGAAGCGCCUUCUGCUCUGUGAGGUGUGAGGUGUGCUCUGCUCUGUGAGGUGCUCUGGCAGCUGUGCCAUUGGAACUCAGAGGCCACGGGAGCAGUUGGGAUCCUUGCUUUGUGAUGUCUGCCUUUUUGUUCUCCCUGAGUUGCCUGUGAGGUAGAUAUUUCCCUCAGAGAAUAAAACCUCCUAGUGUCAUUUGCACGGUUAGCCCUUUAGAUGGGUGUCACCUGACUGUUGAUUAGAGUCUCUGUCCACCCCUCCCCACCCCCUGCCAACACCAUGUUCAUCUCCUGGCCUAGGAGCCUGCAAGCUUCCUCCUCCUAGGUCAGGGGCAUACAGCAGUAAGACAUUACAAGAGGCGGUGUUGAAACAGGGUCCUAUACACGAGCUCAUGCCCGGUGAUCGAGGCACCUUCGACUCCUGUCAGCCCUCUUGUGCAGAAGAACGCGUCCUCACUGCUUCUGUACAGAGACGUGAGCUGGCUCUGCUCCUGGGAUGUGCCCGCUUAGCUGCUGGAGUUGGAAGGGAAUUUUGGGAGAGGGACAGUGUGGUGACUCAGCCCAAGGUCUUCCAUGUACGUAUUUUGUGUGUUCUUCUUAGACUCCUGAUUUCUUACAUGGUGAAAACUCAGCAUAUAUUAAAUAUAAUUCUUGAAAUCUGCAUUGUAAGAACCAUUAAGAAGUGG